Messenger RNA from Colletotrichum graminicola M1.001, 507 nucleotides. RefSeq names its product glutathione-dependent formaldehyde-activating enzyme. Bases 1 to 507 code for a protein of 168 amino acids. Lineage: Eukaryota; Fungi; Ascomycota; Sordariomycetes; Glomerellales; Glomerellaceae. Gene Ontology annotation, molecular function: carbon-sulfur lyase activity. The record is from RefSeq and is a predicted model, not a curated record. The transcript has 4 exons.
AUGGAUGCACGAUGCCAGUGCGGCGCGGUGAGGUUCAAGACGCCGCUGCCGAAGCCGCUGCGCCUGUACGUCUGCCACUGCGACGAGUGCAAGCGCCAGACGGGCUCCGCGUUCGGCACGUCGGCGAUCUUCCCCAAGUUCCAGCUGCCCAAGGCUGAAUUGAUGGGCGUCUACGCGAGGCCGACUGCUUCGGGGGCCACUCUAUACUGUUACUUCUGUCGAAACUGCGGCACCCGGCUAAUUCACGCCACGCCGGACAAGAACGUCGUCUCCGUCAAGGGCGGCUGCAUCGACGGCCUCGACUGGAAGACGGCCGUCCACAUCUGGACCAAGAGCGCCAUGGUCCCCAUCCCCGAGGGCGCCGAGUCCCACGACGAGGAGGCCGAGUACACGGACUACGGGCCGACCCAGGAGGCGCUCGACCAGCCGACGGACCUGCGCGGCAGCGGCGGGACCAAGCCCGACGGGCGCUGCGAGCUGAGCGGCGGCGCCGUCGUCCAUCAUUAG